This is a messenger RNA of Trichosurus vulpecula (common brushtail), 2222 nucleotides long. It is a transcript of the gene IFNAR2, whose product is annotated as interferon alpha and beta receptor subunit 2. Bases 378 to 1901 code for a protein of 507 amino acids. The record is from RefSeq and is a predicted model, not a curated record. Lineage: Eukaryota; Metazoa; Chordata; Mammalia; Diprotodontia; Phalangeridae. The transcript is spliced from 9 exons. Gene Ontology annotation, molecular function: interleukin-22 receptor activity; protein binding.
GACUCCACCUCCCUACCCCCUCCCUCAUCCUGGCUUCUCUUUCACCCGCUCUCUUUCCAUCGCUAGGAUUUUCCCCUCUUGCGCAAGCCGAGGUGAACCUAGUCUGGGAAAGGCAUUCCGAAGGCGGCUUCAGUUCGCUUUCUAAGAUCAGGAUCUGCGAUCCUUCCCCUCUGCGGGCUCCACUGCCUUUCUCCCUCCCGCGGACUAUACCCGUAGACCGCCCCCCUAACACCCUGCCGAGUCCCCACGUCCUUUCCCCCGCAUCUCUAACACCCCCGGAGGAGGACAGAAAGCUGGCGGAGGCAAUGAUGGAAUCUGAGGAGCCGAGACUCUGCGCUGCAAAGAUGUGAAAACAAAGUAAGUUAAUCUUAACGACAAUGCUUCUGAACCAGUGUACCUUAUUUAUUGGAUUACUAUUUUUCUUCCCCAGGGAGUCCAUCUGCUCUACAUGGUCAAACACCUCAAUGGACAUACCAUUACAGUCUUGCAUUUUAACGAUGACAUCUCAUAAUUUUCAGCACAUUUUAUCUUGGGAAUCAAACAGCAGUGGCGCUAUACCAACUCACUAUACUGUGUCUUACACAGUUUUGAGUGCUGUCGAAGAAUGGAAGGCUGUUGAAACUUGCACAAAUAUCACAAAAUCAUCGUGUAACAUGACAGAUAUUUAUGAAACCAAUGAAACCUACUUUACCAAUGUAACAGGCUUCAACAGAAAGGAAAAAUUAGUUGAGUGUGUAGACAGUUUCUUUCCCAUAACAGAUACAGUUUUAGACCCACCAGAAGUGAGCAUUUGUGUUUUUAAGGAUACAAUCAAUGUCACUGUGCAUCAUCCAGCAUCCUUAUCUCAGAUAAAGAAUAAGGAAAAGGAACUUUUUUCAUCAGUAGUCAUUAAAGUGCAAUCAAGUAACAAGUUAUACAAGGAACUAACAGUUGAAAUGGAUAACCAAGAAAAUGUAACUAAUGUAAUUGACUCUCUGAUUCCAAAUUCAAAUUACUGUGUAUCCGCUCACUGGGAUUUACAGUUUUCUAAGCAUGUGAUACAAUCUCCCUUAAAAUGUAUCAUGUUUUCUUCUAGCCAAGAAUCAGGUUCAGAAAAAUUUGCUGCAAUACCAUUAGCCACAUGUUUUAUUAUCUUACCAAUAAUAAUCCUUGUGAUAUUGCUGAAAAAGACAGGAUAUAUAUGCAGAAAACAAACACAUUCUCCCAAAGUAUUGGAUUUCCCGCCUGUCAUACCUGGCCCACUUCAAUUGCCUCAUGUGAAAGUUACAAGGGCAGACAUCAUUUAUAAGACCAAGAAGAAAAAAGUGUUUAAUGACAGUGAUGACAAAAGUGACAGUGAUUGUGAAUCAACUCAGAAAAUAGAAAAUAACUACACCAUGAAUGGCUUUAUCUGUAGAUCUCAAAGUCAGGACUCCAAACUCUGCUGGAAAGAAUAUAAUUCCACUGAUUCAGACCCAAAUGAACCUGAAAGUCCAGAGGUUGACCUUCCUCUGGCUGACACAGACAGUAGCACACCAUAUCAGUUAAAGACUGGCCCAGAUGAAAGUAGAGUGUGCCGUAGCUGGAGCCACCUUUCUGAAGAUAGUACCUAUUCUUCGAGGUCAGAAGGCUGCUUUAAUUUUAAUGUGAAUUUAAGCACCGUAUUUGUGAGAGACCAUGGAGAUGAUAAAGCAUCAGAAGAUGAUGCUGCUCAGAUAUUAUUGCCUGUGCAAGAAGAUAAAGUCAACUUAGUGGAUUCAGAUGAAACUGAAUUAAAACAUAUAACUCAUGCUACAAAUGUAAAGACACCACUUUUCCAUGUCCCUUCCAAAGAAUACCUCUGCUCUGAAAACUCUUCCUCUGAUGAAAGUGUUACUUCAGAAUCAGAUGUGGACCUAGGGGAUGCGUAUAUAAGAAGAUGAAUCCUGAUAACUUAAACUCAUAGAAAUUAAUGAAUAUUAUAUGAUCUCUCUCUCUCUCUCUUUCUCUCUCUCUCCCUCUCUCUUACUCUCUCUCUUUCCCCCUCCCCUUUCUCUCCCUCUCUUCCCCCUCACUAGUUUUUUGUGGUCCCAAAGACUGAAGGGAAAAUGAAGAAAACCAGAGAACACAUACAAGUCUCUUGAUAAAAAUCAAAUAUGCAAACUAAAUGCAUAGAAGUACUGUGAAGCUUAAUUUUUAUGUAAAACUGUUGAAAUACCUAAAAGUGAAAGUGCUGUAAUAAACCACCUUUACUGGACUUAAAA